GAUGCGAAUCGUUGUAAUAAUAUUAAAAAUGCCGAUUAUGAUAACAUUUUCCUAGUAAUACAAGCGUUCCAUUUCUUCAUUAGGUUGUGGUUAGUUGUAUUUGUACCAUCAUGAUGGUACGUUGUGUUUUAUUAUUGUCGGCAUUGGUUGUGUUUUCCCAAGCUAUCGUGCCGGGACCGAAGUAUAUCCCUACAAAAGGAGAGAUAUGGCCUAAGCCUCAAUAUGAGAAAAAGGAUAAAGCGAUAUAUUUAGUUGACAAGGAUAAAUUGGAAUUUAAGGUUACAAAAAAGUCGUGUCAAAUUUUAACGGACGCUAUCCAGCGUGCUAAGAAAACCUUACACAAAUUGUCUAAAAUCGCAAAGCGUAACUACAACGGGCAGAAUGUGGUGAGCUCGUCAACUUUGGGCUCGAUCGACGUGGAGUUGACUCAGCCAUGCGAGGCUUACCCAUAUCAUGGAAUGGACGAAAGUUACAAUCUCACGGUAUCGGACACGGCGAGUUUGACUGGCCACUCAAUAUGGGGCGUCUUGCACGGGCUCGAGAGCUUUCUACACCUGCUCUACCAAUCAGAUGAUUAUGAGAGUCUCCUAAUACAAGGUACGAAAAUACACGACUACCCGCGCCACCCCCACCGCGGGCUACUCCUAGACACCUCACGCCACUACCUGCGAGUGAGCAAACUCCUCACUACGCUGGACGCCAUGGCGAUGAAUAAACUUAACGUGUUCCAUUGGCACAUCGUGGACGACCACUCGUUCCCGUAUCAGAGCGAAAAGUUUCCUGAGUUAAGUGAAAAAGGAGCCUAUCAUAGUUCAAUGGUUUACACGAAAGCAGACAUCAAGAAGAUAGUUGAAUAUGCGAGGAACCGGGGGAUCAGAGUAAUACCUGAGAUAGAUGUUCCAGGCCAUGUCCGCUCCUGGGGCGAGGCAUACCCGCAGCUCCUCACGCCCUGCUACACGGGCAAGGAAGUGACCUCUCUGGGGCCUCUCGACCCGACCAACGAGCACACCUACAAGUUUCUGGGGCAACUUCUGGAGGAGGUGAGGGAGUGGUUCCCGGAUGGUUACUUGCAUUUGGGUGGAGAUGAGGUCGAUUCAAAGUGCUGGAUAUCAAACCCAUCACUGUUACGUUACAUGAUGCGGCAUAACAUGUCGUCUUGGACCAAACUUCACAGCUUGUUCAUGGAACGGGCAACGCCGCUCGUCGGCGACAGGAAGGUCAUCGUUUGGGAGGAGGUGUUUGACGAGAAAGUGCCCUUAUCAAAUGACACGGUGGUACAAAUCUGGCUGAAUGCAUGGGCACCUAAAAUUAAUGAGGUACUGGAAGCGGGCAAGAAAGCCCUAUUCUCCUCAGAGUGGUACCUUUCCGUCCUGGGCUAUGGAGGUGACUGGGAGAAUUUCUACAAGUUCGACCCUCGGCUGAAAGUCAGCGAUAGAGCUUUAGUGCACAACAUGAUCGGGGGAGAGGCUUGCAUGUGGGGGGAGUACGUUGACAGCACUAACUUCAUACAGAGGGUAUGGCCACGAGCCUGCGGCAUCGCCGAGCGACUCUGGUCUGAAGCGUCACGUGACGACAUUAAAGCUGAAGAGCAGACAGAAUUGGAUAGCAGGGACAGCACCGCAUACAAGGUUUCAGAGACUAUGGAGCACGUUCGUCGUCGUAUAGAGGAGCAGGCGUGUCGCAUGCUGCGCCGCGGCGUGCCGGCUGAACCGCCGAACGGGCCCGGGUUUUGUGUCGUUUGAUACUGGGGUUGGUAACUGUUAAAGGUUUGCAUAGAUGGCGCCAUCAUAGCUUACCCCUUUUUCUAUGAAAUUCGGCUUAAAGGACUGGCAUCCAGGGCAUAAAAUUCCUUUAAAAUAACUAAAAUACACAAUUCUAGGGAUUGACAGGGCCGACCAGCCGAGGGUGAAUUAUUUCAUUAACUCUUUAUACACAUCGAACCCUUGUGUUGUAAGUUAUUGUGUCAAUAGCGCACAGGACGUUUAUACCGAAGUAAUAAGGCGUACGCUUCAUGCUUUCAUGUUGCACGUUUUGCUUACAAGACAAAUGGCGGUUAAUAGAAAAUAUUUGCAUUUACAAGUUCCGCCACUAAUACAUUUUAUAAAAAAAAUAGUACCACUUAAACCAGUUACAAAACUCCAAAAUAAUGUAUACCUGUCUAAAAUUGGUAUCUCAAUUUGGUAAUGAAGGCAAGGUCUUAAGUAUUUUUAUAAACUUAAUGAUAAAACCAGAAUUUGUCAACAUUAAUUUAUUAAUGACUCGCACAAAAGUAUGCAAUACAUACAAUAGUAAUAAACUUCUAAAACUAAACAAUGCAUGUGAUGCUACGAAAUGAUCCUUAACAAGUGUUUAACUUAACUAUAUUAUGCAAUAAAUUUAUUUCCAAA
This is a messenger RNA of Cydia strobilella, 2387 nucleotides long. RefSeq names its product beta-hexosaminidase subunit alpha-like. The coding region runs from base 111 to 1742 and encodes 543 amino acids. The record is from RefSeq and is a predicted model, not a curated record. NCBI's taxonomy places the organism in Eukaryota, Metazoa, Arthropoda, Insecta, Lepidoptera, Tortricidae. The transcript has 10 exons. Gene Ontology annotation, molecular function: beta-N-acetylhexosaminidase activity. Gene Ontology annotation, cellular component: membrane; lysosome. Gene Ontology annotation, biological process: carbohydrate metabolic process; ganglioside catabolic process; glycosaminoglycan metabolic process.